Messenger RNA from Cavenderia fasciculata, 1140 nucleotides. RefSeq names its product Exosome complex exonuclease RRP4. The transcript has a single exon. Lineage: Eukaryota; Evosea; Eumycetozoa; Acytosteliales; Cavenderiaceae. Bases 1 to 1140 code for a protein of 379 amino acids. The record is from RefSeq and is a predicted model, not a curated record. Gene Ontology annotation, cellular component: cytoplasmic exosome (RNase complex); nuclear exosome (RNase complex). Gene Ontology annotation, molecular function: RNA binding. Gene Ontology annotation, biological process: poly(A)-dependent snoRNA 3'-end processing; U4 snRNA 3'-end processing; CUT catabolic process.
AUGACAGAAAAGACAACAAUGACAACACAAUACUUAUCAGAGAUUAAUAUAAAUAUAUAUACACCAUCAAAGAGAUUGGGAUUAAUGCAUCAUAGGAGUAACUGUAACAUCAAUGCAGGUACGAGUAUGCAAGAUGUAGAUGUAUAUAGUAAUAAAUCAAAUGCAAAAGAGGAAGAGAUGUAUGACGAUGAGAAUGACCCCAAGACACAGUUUGCAAGAAAUCUAGUGACACCUGGUACGACGAUAUCAAAGGAGGGUGAGUAUCUAAAGGGUCAUGGAACAUUCCAUCACCAAGGAUCGUUGAUUGCAAGUGUGUCGGGUGUUGUUGACAAGGUGGACAAGUUGGUAUCGGUGCGUGCAUUCCAUUCAAGAUAUCAAGGAGAGAUUGGUGAUAUUAUAGUGGGACGUAUUACACAGGUGGCUGCCAAACGUUGGAAGGUCGAUUGUAACGCUCGUCAAGACUAUAUACUCAUGUUGACUGCUAUCAAUCUGCCAGGUGGUAUUCAACGUCGUCGUACUUCGAGUGAUGAACUGCAGAUGCGUAACUUUUUCGUCGAGAAUGAUUUGAUCUAUGCAGAGGUGCAAGCAAUCAAUGGAGACGGAUCUGUGGCCUUGCACACUCGUAAUCAACGUUAUGGCAAGUUGAUGAAUGGUGUGUUGGUCAGUGUGCCACCCGCACUCAUCAAACGAUCAAAGCAACACGCUCACACACUCGAUUGUGGUGUCGACAUUAUUCUAGGUGUCAAUGGAUACAUUUGGAUUGCAGAUUCUGCCCAACAACAAGCCCAAACACAACUCAUCCAACGUCACGAAAAAGACAGCUACGAUCAACCACUCUUUGUGCCACCUCAAGUCAAACAAGUGUCACGUGAAAGCAGACAAAAGAUUGCUCGUGUUCGCAAUGCCAUCCAUAUCCUUCAUACACACUACAUGCUCAUUCACACACGUAGCAUCAUGGAGAUUUACAACAUGACGCUCAAUAUGCCUCUCACCGAUAUGUUGACUCCCAACAAGGCUCGACAAAUCAUCACUGCUGUACAUACAAAUAUUCAAGAAAGAAUGGGUUUUAAAGAUGAUAAUGAAGAAAAUGAUACAGAUAUGAUUAGUCAAUUUAAUCAUGACACAGAAAUGAAUGAUUAA